CACCGUACAAGUUCGCAGUCAUGGCUCUUGCCUUGAUAUCACUACUGGGCCUCCUCCAAAUCCCUGCAACACAAGCUGUCGAUACUCUGCAUAUUGGCACUACGUCUGGCCCAGUACAAGGUGCCAUAGAUUCCAGGACCCCAAAUGUAGCCCACUUCCUCGGCGUUCCGUUUGCUGAACCACCGCUUGGAAAGCGACGCUGGCUUCCACCAUCGCCAAAGUCCAGACAGAAUGCUACAAUUGACGCGACAACAUUCGGCCCUGCAUGCGCACAGUUUCAACCCAGCGCGCCGAGUCUCUGGAACCUAGAUGCGCCGGAGUUCCUUAUCCAGCCCGAGAACUUCUAUGGAGAGGAUUGCUUGGCAGUCAACGUCUGGACGCCAUUCAAGGAGAAGAACAACGGAACGUCGCAAGUGGAAGAUUGCGAAGAGGCCCUUCCUGUCAUUGCGUGGAUCCACGGCGGAAGUUUCCGCACGGGCGGUGCCACAGUGCCAUACCAGAACCCAAGUCCUUGGGUGGAGAGAAGUGGAAAGCACAUCGUUGUUGGAAUCAACUAUCGUCUCAAUAUCUUUGGUUUUCCAAAUGCCGCAGGUCUACCAGAUGAUGAGCAGAAUCUCGGCUUUCUGGACCAGCGUCUGGCGUUGGAAUGGAUUCGUGAUAACAUCGCCAGCUUCGGCGGUGACCCAAAGCGUAUCACACUAUGGGGCCAGUCCGCAGGAGCAGCAUCAGCCGACAACUACAACUUAGCGUACCCAGAAGACCCCAUCAUUUCCGGCCUGAUCAUGAACUCUGGGGUUGCACAAUUGCCCCUCGCCACCACCGACCUCCAACGGACAAACUUCACCUACCUUGCCGAGCACUUUGGAUGCAGAGACACCGACGCAGCCGAGCAAGUCGACUGUCUCCGCGACAUCAACUCCACAGACAUCAUCCACUUCCUCCAACAGCGUGGCGACAACGGCACCACCCCGGCCCUAGACUUCCUGCCCGUCUUCGACGAGCGCACAAAGUUCACAAACGUCUCGGCGCGCCUCAGAGCAGGAAACUUCACCCACAAACCCGCCAUAAUCGGCACCACCACCAACGAAGGCGCCGUCUUCCUAAACUACAACCAGACAUUCGGCGGCGACCAGGCCGUAGCCGACUCCGCCACGCUCUUCAACUUCCUUUGCCCCGCCGUCGCCACAACAACCGAUCGCUACGCGGCCAACGCAACGACAUUCCGCUACCUCUACGGCGGAAACUUCAGCAAUAUUGCUCCGCAGUUCUGGGAAGGCGCUUACCAUAUCUCCGAUCUGCCGCUCAUCUUCGGCACCCACGACAUUGCUCGCGGUAACUCGACGCCCUUUGAGGUUGCUGUCAGUGAGAAGAUGCAGGAUUUCUGGUUGGCGUUUGCGGAGGAUUCUGUGAACGGGCUGCCAAAGGAGGGGUGGCAGGCGUAUGAGCCGCAGGGUGAUGCCGUGUUGAUCGGGUAUAAAAACGACGCUGUGCAGGAUAUUCAAGAGGCUCGAUUGGCGAGGCCGUGUAAUGGGUUGGUGCCGAACGGAUUGCCUAAUCCACCGAACAAGCGAACCAUUUCGAAGCGACGAGUCUAGAAAGUUGUAGUUUAUUUAGAUGUAUU
Messenger RNA from Dothidotthia symphoricarpi CBS 119687, 1621 nucleotides. Its product is annotated as alpha/beta-hydrolase. The transcript has 2 exons. NCBI's taxonomy places the organism in Eukaryota, Fungi, Ascomycota, Dothideomycetes, Pleosporales, Dothidotthiaceae. The coding region runs from base 21 to 1595 and encodes 524 amino acids. The record is from RefSeq and is a predicted model, not a curated record.